This is a messenger RNA of Cygnus olor (mute swan), 3215 nucleotides long. RefSeq names its product C-C chemokine receptor type 8-like. The coding region runs from base 1078 to 2142 and encodes 354 amino acids. The transcript is spliced from 3 exons. Gene Ontology annotation, cellular component: membrane. The record is from RefSeq and is a predicted model, not a curated record. Lineage: Eukaryota; Metazoa; Chordata; Aves; Anseriformes; Anatidae. Gene Ontology annotation, biological process: immune response; chemotaxis; G protein-coupled receptor signaling pathway. Gene Ontology annotation, molecular function: chemokine receptor activity.
UCUGCAUUCCUCCUCCUGCUGCUCUCCUGGGCUGCCCAGAUGCCCCUUGCUACUCAGAGCUGCCUCUGAUGUCCUGGGGUGGCCUCUGAUGACCUGCGGUGGUCCCUGAUGUCCUGUGGUAGCCCCUGCCAUCCCACGGUGGUCCCUGAUGUGCAGUGGCAGCCCCUACCUCUGGGCAUUUUGGCCAGCCAGGGGUUAGUGCUGGCUUCCAGGGAUAGGAGGACUGAGUUCUGAGGCCUGGGUGAGACCAAGACUUAAAUGUGCAUUUCCCCUGCAGGAGGGUGCUCUGGCCAUUGGGACAGACUCUGGUGGGGGCCUCCCCAGGGGGACACCUCCAGCAGACCCCAGGGGACCCCAGGGGGAAGAUGGUGCACAGGGCAAGAGGCAGUGUGACAUGAAGAAACACCAUGUCAUAGCCUAGUCCAGACCAGAGGACCCACACUGCUCCCUGCUCCAGCACUGCUCCAACACAGAGCUUUUGAUCCGAUUUCACGGCUUACUGUAAAAUCCGCAGGCAACACCAGGACCCCACCUCAGGAUCUGAGGCAGAGAAGCCAGCUGGCAGCCGCAGCCAUCAGGGAGACCGCAGCCUUCGUGUAUGGAAAGGCACAGUCCAGAAAACUGGGCUCUACGUGUAGCUGAGCACUCGGGAAGGGGGAAGGCCCAAAACGCUGUCGCUGUGCCAGCCUCCGCUCCUGCUGCCCGCACGGCCCCCGUGGCCAGCAGCUGCUGCCCCUGCCAGAAGCUGCUCCAGCUGCCCGCUGCCUCCACACAGCUCCUGCACCACUGGCCGAGGAGGAGGAGGAGGAAGAGAAGGAGGAGGCUGAAGCAGAGCUGACGGGGAGCUCCAAACCCUUCUCUGUGUCUCAAAACCUUAUCUGUAACUGGCAGCUGCCCAUCCAACACCUGCUAUCACCAAAACCACCAGCGAUGGACUAAACCUCCUGGGAACUCACAAGCCUGAGAGAGGACAAGGACACGGCAGAAGGGGACCGGGAACAACUGAGAGCGUGAAGGCUUCUUGCUGCCCAGGGUAGAGACCAUAAACGUUUAAUCUGCUGCUCUUGAAAGUAACAGAUGUCUGAGAUGAAUCCCACAAGCCAGUUCAUCAGAACAACAGAGUACGACUAUGGAUACGAUGAAAAUACUGCUCCAUGCAAUGAAGGAAACAGCUUUCGCAGGUUUAAAUCCCUCCUCCUGCCCAUCCUUUACUGCCUCGUGUUUGUCUUCUGCCUUCUGGGAAACUCCUUGGUCCUUUGGGUUCUCCUGACCAGGAAGAAGCUGAUGACGAUGACUGAUGUCUGCCUGCUCAACCUCGCGGCCUCUGAUCUCCUCUUUGUUGUGCCUCUCCCUUUCCAAGCCCACUAUGCUUCAGAGCAGUGGGUUUUUGGCAACGCUAUGUGCAAGAUAAUGGCUGGCAUUUAUUACACGGGUUUUUACAGCAGUAUUUUCUUUAUAACCCUCAUGAGCAUAGACAGGUACAUAGCAAUUGUCCAUGCCGUCUAUGCCAUGAAGAUUCGGACAGCCUCUUGUGGCAUAAUUAUCAGUUUAGUCCUGUGGCUGGUGGCUGGCUUGGCUUCUGUGCCCAACAUUGUGUUCAACCAGCAGCUGGAAAUCGAGCAGUCUAUGCAGUGUGUCCCCACGUACCCCCCUGGCAGCAAUACCUGGAAGGUUGCAUCUCAGUUUGCAGCCAAUAUCUUGGGCCUCUUGAUUCCCCUCAGCAUACUCAUUUGCUGCUACGCCCAGAUACUGAAAAACCUGCAAAAAUGCAGAAAUCGGAACAAGAUCAAGGCGAUCAAGAUGAUUUUCAUUAUCGUCAUUGUUUUCUUCCUCUUCUGGACCCCCUUCAACGUCGUGCUGUUCCUGGACACCCUGCAGAGCCUGCACAUCAUCAACGACUGUCAGGCCAGCAACCGGAUCGCCCUGGCCCUACAGCUGACGGAAACCAUUUCCUUCAUCCACUGCUGCCUCAACCCCGUGAUCUACGCCUUCGCUGGGGUGAUGUUCAAGGCCCACCUGAAAGGACUGCUUCAGUCCUGUGUCCGUGUCCUCUGGAGCUCCACCAGGGGUUCUGGGGCCACUCAGUCAUCUUCAGUGCCCAGCCAGCUCUCUGCCUGCUCUGACAGUGCAGGGGUACUCUGAGCCCACCCAAGAUCCCUUCCCCCAGAGUAAAUGGCUGCCCCAAGCACCGGCACAGCCCCCGAGGCUGCACCAUGUGUGCAGUGUCCCUGCAGGGUGACCCAUGUGCCUGUGCUGCCUUUUGGGAUGUGCUGCCCAAUACGGCACAAUAAGCAGCAAUGUGAGCUUUCGAAGAGCACCAGUGUGUUUGUAAAAUGGUGAUCCUACACGCUUGCCACGUGGUGAUUUUUAAUUAGAUCACUUUUAAUACAUUUCAGCAAACAGGAUGCUUCCUCUCCUACUUGUUUUCUCCCUUGUUGAACGCAUUGCUCCUGCCUCACCCCCAGCUAUGCUCUGCUUUGCAGAAGCUGCUCCCCGCACGAAGCCCUGAGUCCCUGGGACAGGGGUGGGACUCCCUCUGGGAAGUGGAGAAAGGAACAGGUAUGGGAUGGAUUCACAUUGCAAAGAGGGGCCGGCGAUGGUCACCUCUUUGCCUCCACUCCCAGAUAGAGGCCCCCUUGCAUGGGGCUGCAUCAGGUUGCUGAGGGACUCUGGGACAUCCGCUGCCACCCAUAGCAGCCCUUGGGAGCCCCAUCUUCAAGAACAGCAGAGCAGCACCUCCAGGUGCCCCCUGUAUUUGCCACAUAUAGAGGCACAAACACUUGCGUAAGGUACCAUCGAAGCAGCCUCACCAUCUGUGUCCCCUCUGGAGGCAUGGGCCCUCCAACCCUGUGCCCCAGCAUUUGCUGUUCAGUGUAAAUAUCACAAAAUGGAACAUAGCGCAUAGGCUCUAUGGCUCUUUUUUUUCCCCAUACAUUUUUUUCUGCCAUUUUAGAAAUGUUUCCUUUGAAUAAAUGUAUUAACUGCAUCUUUGUAUGUCUCAGCUCCUGAAAGGUUUUCUAAUGACUCCCAAGCUUAGAGGAAGCUAAUGAAGGGAUCCUUUUACUGUUUUUUUGAGCUGGUAUCCUGUAAAAUACAUCUAAUGGAAUUCAGAGGUGUCCUGCAGCUUUUCACCAAAAGAAGUUACGUCUCCAGCUCUCUGCCAAGGAAGAUUUGUUCUCAAAAUCCCAAUAAAAGUUCACUGUGGAAAAAACAGC